This is a messenger RNA of Oryctolagus cuniculus (rabbit), 2188 nucleotides long. The record is from RefSeq and is a predicted model, not a curated record. NCBI's taxonomy places the organism in Eukaryota, Metazoa, Chordata, Mammalia, Lagomorpha, Leporidae.
AUGGCCUGUAAGUUUCUGCGCGCGCCAGGCAUGGCUCUGCCGGAACUGGGCCAGCAGAUCCCAGAGGCCCUGAAGGGAAGGGGGCUGCCCAGCUCCGGGGCCUGCGGGGGAGGGUCCGCGGGGACAUGGCUGCGAGUGCUUGAGCCAGUUACUCAGCCUGUCUGUGCCUCCGCCCGUUCCUCAGCUGCGAAUCACAGGAACCCCUCCUGGUGCACUGAACUUCAACCGACCCUACCAGAGAAAUGCAAGACCCUGGUGGCCCCGGAGAUCAGCAUCUCGCUGUCCGACGACUUCCUGGACACGCACAACCUGGACAUGAACGUGGACAACAUUGAGACCCCCGACGAGAUGGACUCGCUCGAGUUCCUGGGCAACAACAAUGAGCUGGAGUGGGAAGAUGACACCCCGGUGGCCCCCGCCAAGAACAUGCCUGGGGACAGUGCGGACCUGUUUGGGGACGGCGUGGCAGAGGACAGCGGUGCGGCCAACGGGCGCCUGUGGCUCACGGUCAUCAUCGGGGAGCAGGAGCACCGCAUCGACCUGCACAUGAUCCAGCUGCACAUGAAGGUGGUCACGCACGGAGACAACAUGGUGAUUGGCCCGGCAAGGAGCCAGCAAGUGCUGGAAGAGGGACUACAGAACAGCCUACGAGGACAGAAAAAGCAAGAGGAGAAAGUGGAGAAGCCGGAGAGGAACCUGGCCCAGCCACAACCAUUUCCAUAGAGAUAAAAAAUGUCAGCGCUGACAGGGGCGGGAAAAGGUGGCAACUGGUAGGCGGGAUGUGGCCAUUACCUCCAGCAGAGCUCGUCAGGGUGUGCCCUCCUGCUUGGCCCGGCCGUGGGCAUGGAGGUGAGCAGCCCGGCCCUCUAAAGGAGGAUGGCCGGGUUCCGGCUCUGCACUGGAUCCUCGGGGCCGGUCAGGGUCCCUCCUCCUGCUUGGCCAGGCCUUGGGCAGAGAGGAGAGUGGCUUCUAUGCACUGAGAGUGCUGCCACUGCCUAUUAGCAAAAGAAGGUGCCGGGUUCAGCCUUCGCAGCCGCUUCCCUGUCUGUGCUCCAGGCCAGCUACACCCUCUUAUACAUUACCUCCGAAUUUGGCGCCAAUGCGGCCUUCAAACAGGGUCCAUGUCUGCCAUGGGCAGCAUGCAGGAGUCUGGGCUCUUGCAGUGAGCGGGAGAAGGGAUGGUCUGCGUUGGAUGCGGAGUACACCUGGGGUCACGGGGAAGGAAGCUGGUUUUGUCCGCGAAAGGUCGAUUCAUGGCCCCAGUGCCAGGUGCAGUCAGGGCCUCCACAUUGGGAGAAGCCUCCAUGUUGCUCUUCCCAGACCCUGGGGCUGGGCAGCUGAGCACGUGAUUGGCUGAAGCGCAUGCGUUGGUUCAUGUGGGAGUUUAGGGUGAACUACAAACGCUCAAACUAGACAGGGUCAACAAAUGCAACAGUCAAAUUUUCCUCUGGUAGCACUGUUUUCCAUAUUUUAUAUGUGAGGUGCCUAAGGGAACACAAUAUCUGUAUGACAAAUCCUUAUACUCUCCUUUGUGGUUGUGUACUCUGAAAAAAUUGCUUUUAAUAUUAAAUAUUUCUUCCAGGUGUAGUGUUAAAAUUAUAUAUGAAUGGGGAUUUUUUGAGACAUUAUACUUGUGCUAGCUUUUAUAAUAAUAAUGUGUGAUGCUUAGUUUUCUGACUUUUUUAUGUAAUAGUAGCUGCAGCAAUGAAGCACUAUUACUUUCAUUUUACUGAGGUUCUGCAACUGGCCCAGAUGUGAAAUCUGUCACAUGUUAUAGGUGCAAUAAAUGAAAACAUGGCCAUGAGCUAACCUUGGACAAUCAUCCAUUCAGAGAACCAGCUGUGUCAGUUUACCAUAUUUGUAACCGUAUUCAGUGGACUUUACUUUAGAGGUUAGUUUAAUAUUGAAAAUAUUGUUAGGGAUUCAUAACCUUGAUUGGCUUGCCCCGCUUUUGUUCCCCUGAAAAGGAUGCACACAUACAGAUUAUGUUCAGUAUCAGAACCUAAAGGCCUCUGCCAGCUGAGGUCAGCAAUGCUGUGGACCAUUUGCUGUUGCUCUCCUGUUUUGACUGGAAGUCUUUUUAAUGAGAACUUUAAAUGGGUCUGUGACACAUGAUGAGUUUUAUGGUAAGAAAUACAAGUUGAAUGGACAUAUGUGUACUCCUAUUAAUAAGCAUGUGCAUUUCUGU